Molecule: messenger RNA, 2762 nt
Organism: Heterocephalus glaber (naked mole-rat)
Lineage: Eukaryota; Metazoa; Chordata; Mammalia; Rodentia; Bathyergidae
Gene: Btg2
Product: BTG anti-proliferation factor 2
Biological process (GO): negative regulation of cell population proliferation
Cellular component (GO): cytoplasm; nucleus
Source: RefSeq, a predicted model, not a curated record
AAGCCCGGUUAGAUCCCCGAGAGGCGGACUGGCCAGUGGGUCUCUGAGAGCAGGAGAAGCCCACGGCAGACCGCUCCCUGCUCAGAACCGCGCGCGACAUGAGCCUCGGGAAGAGAACCGACAUGUUCCCGGAGAUCGCCGCCGCCGUGGGUUUCCUUUCCAGCCUCCUGAGGACCCGGGGCUGCGUGAGCGAGCAGCGGCUUAAGGUUUUCAGCGGGGCGCUCCAGGAGGCACUAACAGAGCACUACAAACACCACUGGUUUCCUGAAAAGCCAUCCAAGGGCUCUGGCUACCGUUGCAUCCGUAUCAACCACAAGAUGGACCCCAUCAUCAGCAGGGUGGCCAGUCAGAUCGGACUCAGCCAGCCCCAGCUGCACCGGCUGCUGCCCAGCGAGCUAACGCUGUGGGUGGACCCCUACGAGGUGUCCUACCGCAUCGGAGAGGACGGCUCCAUCUGUGUCCUGUACGAGGAGGCCCCGGUGGCCACCUCCUGUGGGCUCCUCACCUGCAAGAACCAAAUGAUGCUGGGCAGGAGCAGCCCCUCGAAGAACUACGUGAUGGCCGUCUCCAGCUAGACCCUGGUGCCUCCCUGGCACUCUCCUGUACUCAUCCUGCCGUGACAACAGGCUGCUGCAUACCUCAACCUGGGGACCUGUAUUUUUAAAUGAAGAGCUAUUUAUAUAUAUUAUUUUUUUUUAAGAAAAGAGAAAAAAACCAAAAGAUUUUUUUUUUAAGAAAAAAAAAAAUCCUUAAAGGGAGCUGCUUGGAAGUGGCCUCCCCAGGUGCCUUUGGAGAGAACUGUUGUGAGCUUGAGUCUGUGAGCCGGUGUCUGCCUAUGGGAGAGAGUGGCCAAGCCAGGGUGAGGGAGAAAGUUGGCCAGCACCCUGGGCAAGGUUAGCAACUGUGAAUGAGGCAGGUCAGGGUCUGCCCUGGGUUGGGGAGUCCAGACUCUGGCAGCCAGGACUGGAGCUCCCCUGGCUCCUCUCUUACUCAGGGGCACUCAUGCCUGAACUUACAUAAUUCUAUGUUGCCUACUCUUCUCUUAUUUUCCUGAUGAGAUCUUAGGUAGAGUUAAAAGCCCUCUCCUUAUUCCUUCUAUCCUUAACAGCUUUUCUUGAAAUCAUGACUCAGUUUCUAAUUCUACCCUCAGGGGCCUGUAUUGGUUGCUUCCCAGCCAGGAAUCUAAAGCUUUUGGGGGAAGAGGAGGAAAGCAGGGAUUUGAGGUCUUUGGGGUUAGGAUGGAAGAGAACUCUGCACAAAACCUUCACUUUGCUGCGUGCUGCUUUGUGUGUAUGUGUGGUAAAUAAUUUGAGGAUGAUUUGCAAUGGAAUUUUGGGAUCCAAAGAGUAUCCCCUGGAGAUGUUUUUUGGCCAAAACGCUUCUUUUUGGAACCAUAUGAAAGUCCUGGUGCUGCUGCUAUUCCUUUGAGAGGUGGCUCAGAAGCUACAAGGAACUCCAGGUCUUCUAUUACUGCCUUCUUUGCAAAAGCACAACCCUCCUUUCUCUCCUCUGCCCUCUGAUUGGAUCUUGGAACUACCCAGUUUCUAAGACAAGAGUUCUCAAUCACUGUGCAAUAGUCCUCCAGAUCCCUGGAGGGUCUGGGGAAGAACUGGCUCCCAAUACCUCCUAGUGAUCUCGUGGUUUUGAGACCCAUCUCCCCUGCACUCCGUGGAGAUUGGAGCAGGAAGGUACAGCUCCUCCUGGAAGGAAGGGGAGUGGCUGGGCUCUGCAGGACUACCUGGUGUUCUUGCAGGGCUAACACUAAAAGCCAAACCUCGGGCACUGUUUUUUCUCCCUGGUGCUCAGAGCACCUGUGGGAGAGGUUGCUGUCCUUCAGUAAACUCCAAAUCUAUCUAUAGAUGUGCAAUAUAUAUUGUCCUGGGCUGGAGAACAAUAGAAAACUACACUGGGAAGAUAGUCCCUUUCCUUCAGUUUCUCAGUGACGUGGAUGAGGGGUCCUCAGACAGCCUGGAGUCUCCCAAACCGAAUCACCUUAAGAAGGACAGCUAGAGCAUCUGGUCACCCUGGCUUCCCUCCUGCUGUUGCCCCUUAGUAAGGAACCUCUCCCCCCACCCCAAGUCCCCCACCCUUGCCACCUGCCCAUCCUGUCUCCUGGUUUCCUAACCACUCAGUUUUGAUUCAAAGGUGCUAUUUACCAAACUCUCCCUUCCUGACUCCUAGCCUUCCACCCCCCCAGUUUUCUGCUGCCUUCCCCCACCCUGCUUCCAGCCUUUAUUGCUUUAAAGUUAACUCUGGGCCCACAGUCCCAGGAGCUGUUCUCUGGCCUGUGGGUUGAAACAAAGCUGUGAAUUCUUGCAGAUUGUGUUCCUGCUUGUCUGUCUGCAAACAGGUCCCUGCCUUUUUAGGAGCAGCCUCAUGGUCUCAUGCUUGUCUUUUCUCUCUUAUUGAUGUUCACUUUAAAAACAACAAAACCCCCAGAGCUGGACUGUUGAGCAGGUCUGUCUCUCUAUUAAAUAAAAUAAUAGUAUGUUUGUAAGCUAUUCUGACAGAAAAGACAAAGGUUACUAAUUGUAUAAUAGUGUUCUAUAUGGAAGAUUGUACAGCUUUAUGGACAAAUGUACACUUUUUUGUUACUUUAAUAAAAAUGUAGCAGAUGAAGUCUGUGAUGUAGAGAAGGUAAAAUUUCCUGCCUUUCCCUCUCCAAUUCAAGUCCUUGCUUUGUGUUUCACUGUAUUUUUCUUGAGCUGCACUCAGGCAGCCUGUACUGUGUGGAUGGUACAAUCAAUAAACCUAGGCAUGAG